Aspergillus nomiae NRRL 13137 is the source of this 7716-nucleotide messenger RNA. Its product is annotated as putative polyketide synthase. Gene Ontology annotation, molecular function: acyltransferase activity; phosphopantetheine binding. Lineage: Eukaryota; Fungi; Ascomycota; Eurotiomycetes; Eurotiales; Aspergillaceae. The transcript has 2 exons. The coding region runs from base 1 to 7716 and encodes 2571 amino acids. The record is from RefSeq and is a predicted model, not a curated record.
AUGGCCAGCCAGCUGAAGCCACCACCUGGUGGGAAGACUGUCCUCAUCUUCGGCUGCCAAUGUGUGUCGUUCACUAUCGACGACUUCCAUCGUCUCAGGGCCACUGUCCUGAGCACACCAGAGCAUCGCUGGAUCCAAGAUGUUGUAUCGGAGCUACCAGUAUACUAUCGCACGGCAGCCACGACAUACGUCCAGAAACUGCAGAACAUCCCUGGGACACAGCAGCUCCGUGAUUUAACUGAAUGGUUCCGCACGGGAGAGGUGCCGACAGACAGCUUUCCGUUGACGUAUAUCCAACUUGCCCCAAUAUUAAUGAUAACCCACUUUAUGGAAUACUGGCAAUAUCUGCGCCUUGGGCACCCUAAAAGUCCAACAUCUGGCAAUGAGCCAUUGACAGAAGGCUCGGUCGUGGAAAUCGUAGGGUUUUGUAUUGGGUUCCUAAGUGCUGCUGUUGUUUCUGCCGCUAGUAACCAGGAGGAACUACGGAAAUAUGGCGCUGUUGCUCUGAGGCUAGCAACAUUAAUGGGUGCUAUCGGUGAUGCACAGGAGAGGGAAGAGGAGUAUACCUCGCUUGCAACGGUCUGGAAAUCUGCCGACCUUGAAAAAAGGUUGCCGCUAAUUUUGAAACCAUUUGCGGAGUCGUAUAUCACGGUACGCUUCGACGCCAACCGUGCCACUAUCAUGACACCGCGUCAGAAAAUUAAGCAGAUAGAAGAGGCAUUGCAAUCAGCUGGAUUCAAUACUACGCGAGUCGAAUUCAAUGGCAGAUAUCACUGGGCUGGAAAUGAGGAUAUAGUGCAUGCACUGUGCCGAAUGUGUGAUAGCGAUCCAGCCUUGCAACUGCCCGGGCCCUCUCAAUCGGUGAAUCCCACGCGGCCUGGUAUAUCAAUGGACACUGCUCAUCAGGGUCCUCUUCAUGAGUUUGUAUUACGGUCAAUCUUAGCACAGCAGUGUCAAUGGCUUGACACAUUCUGCACAGUGUAUCAGGCUCACCUGGAAGACACUUCAUCAAUCAUCGUUGAAUUUGGACCAGAACGGUGCAUCCCGCCUACAUAUAUGCGCAAGCUACGGGGACGCACUGUGCACUUCGCAGAUCUCGAUCUAAGCCCACUCUCGCGAACUUCGCCUCUACACCAGACACCACGGAGUUACGAUAGCGACAUUGCCGUAGUUGGCAUGGCCUGUCGCGUGGCGGGUGCAGAUGAUUUGGAGGAGUUCUGGAAGUUACUUUGUUCCGGGGAGUCACAGCAUCAAGAAAUGCCUCUAGAGCGAUACCGAAACUAUGAGACACCAUGGAGGCCGGAUGCCAUCAAACCUUGGUUUGGGAACUUUGUCCGGGACAUAGACGCAUUCGAUCACAAAUUUUUCAAAAAGGUGCCACGGGAGGCAAUGUCCCAAGAUCCUCAGCAACGGCUGCUUUUACAAGUCGCCUAUCAGGCCGUGCAGCAGUCAGGGUACUUCCAUCAGCCCGACAUUAACAGGAAUAUUGGGUGCUACAUUGCGUCCUGUACGGUAGACUAUGAACACAAUGUCAAUUGCAACCCAGUUUCCGCAUAUUCGGCAACCGGGCUACUUAGGAGCUUCAUGGCUGGUAAACUGAGCCACUACUUUGGUUGGCGCGGUCCUGCAUUUUGUGUUGAUAGCGCAUGUUCCGGGUCUGCUGUCGCACUUCAUCAAGCGUGUCAAUCUAUAAUACGAGGAGAGUGUACUGCAGCACUGGUCGGCGGUGCUAACGCUAUUAUGAGUCCUUUGGCGUAUGACAAUCUUGCAGGGGCUUCAUUUGUGAGUCCCACAGGACCUUGCAAGCCAUUCGACGCAAGUGCGGAUGGAUAUUGUCGUGGGGAGGGAUUUGCUGCAAUCUUUAUCAAAAAGAUGUCGGAGGCUUUGGCAAGUGGUGACAUUAUCCUGGGAACAAUCGCUUCUACAGCCGUCGAGCAGAACAGUAACUGCACACCGAUCGUAGUGCCCGAUGCGUGUUCUCUUGCAGGGUUGUUCACGCAGGUGACUAGACAGGCACACCUCCAUCCUCGGGAUAUAUCAGUUGUUGAAGCUCAUGGAACCGGUACACAGGCUGGUGAUCCUGCGGAAUACGUCAGCAUCAGAAAGACAUUGGCCGGACCACGGCGCACUAUUCCAUUAGCCCUGGGGUCUGUUAAAGGCCUGAUCGGACAUACUGAAGGUGUGUCCGGCCUGGUUUCGUUGGUGAAGAUCUUGUUAAUGAUAAACGAGGGCAAGAUUCCUCCGCAGCCGAACUUCCACACACUGAAUCGACAUAUUGAAGCAUCUCCGGAUGAUCAGAUGCAUAUCCCAAUGACUCUCAAAGAUUGGACAGGAGGCUUCCGUGCGGCACUAAUCAAUAACUACGGUGCAUCGGGAUCUAAUGCAUCUAUGGUGAUCACGGAAGCUCCUGGUGCGUCCGACCAUCGGAUGUCCUCUUCCACCCAUGCCUCUAGCUUCCCUCUUCCAAUCCGAAUAUGCGCUUCAGAUGACGGCCGACUUAGUGAUUGCACCCACCGGUUGCACCAAUUCCUCCAUCAUCAAGUAAUAUCUGCGGCAUCUGCUACAGACUUUGGAAACCUAUCGUUUAACAUCUGUCGUCAGUCCAAUCCCACACUAGAGUCGCAGUUAGCCUUCUGCUGCUGCUCUCAGUCGGAGCUUGCUUCGAAGUUGUGCUCCAUUAUGAAUGGUGAUGUGACCAACACUUACAGGCUUAUAAAGAGUUCUCGCCCCGUUGUAUUGUGUUUUGGUGGCCAGGUCUCUACUUUUGUGGGCUUGGACCGCACCGUAUAUGAUUCCAUCUGGCUUCUUCGCCAUCACUUGGGGCAAUGUGAUUCCCUAGCUCAGUCAUCUGGAUGCGGUAGCCUUUUCCCUUCCAUCUUUGAGCAGAACCCCAUUACCGAUCAUGUACAGUUACACAUCCAACUCUUUUCCUUACAAUACUCCUGCGCGCGGUGCUGGAUGGAUUCGGGGCUAUCUGUUGCAGCUGUUGUUGGACAUAGCUUUGGCGAAUUGACCGCACUAUGCAUAUGUGGCGCUUUAUCACUUCGCGACGCAAUUACCCUGAUCGCUCGCCGCGCAGCUAUCAUUCGUGAUGGCUGGGGCCCUGACCAUGGCUCUAUGAUUGUAGUGGAAGGAAAUAAGGACGACGUCCUACUUCUCAUAGAUGAUGCCUAUCGAAGGGGCCCUAAACAUAUUGGUCCGGCAACGAUUGCUUGCUUCAAUGGUCCCAGCAACUUUACACUAGCUGGAGCUACGGCUGCAAUUGAUGCCGUUCAAGCAACCCUUAAAGCCCCUUCGUAUGCUAGCCUUAAGGCUAAAAGAUUAUGUGUUACAAAUGCCUUCCAUUCGGGCCUCGUUGAACCUUUGUUGCCAGCCGUCAAGGGUGUUAUGAGUGGGAUAAACCCUCAACAGCCAAUCAUUCUGUGCGAGAGGGCAACACGGAGCUCGUGCACGGCUACAAUCUCGUCCAGCACGGUUGCAGAACAUCUCCGUGAGCCAGUCUACUUCCACCACGCAGUACAACGAUUGGAGGAGAGAUAUGGCCCAUGCGUAUGGGUAGAGGCUGGCUCCAAUUCCACGAUCACGGUCAUGGUCAGCCGGGCUCUUUCCUCGUCAUCGGGACACCACUUUCAAGCUGUGAACAUCACAUCUGGCCGCGGCAUGCAAAGCCUAAGCGAUUCAACGGUCAGUCUCUGGAAGGCAAGCGUAUCAGUAACCUUCUGGGCGCACCAUCCCCGGCAGUCGCGUGACUACGCCCCUAUACUUCUACCGCCAUAUCAAUUUGAGAAAAGUCGGCAUUGGCUUUCAAACAAAAGCCUGCCUGGUCCUUCCCACGAGGUGGGUACCAGACCGGCAAUUGACGCGUCUGCUUUACGAUUUGUCGGAUACCAAGAUAGCCAGCAACUAGUUGCCAGAUUUAAUAUCGACAUUGCUCAUCCGCAGUACCAAGAGUUGAUCGCGGGGCAUGUUGUUUCACACACUGCGCCAGUUGCGCCUGCGUCUUUAAUGCUGGAUUACGUGGUUGAAGCAUUGCGCAGGUUGCCAGAAUGUAAAGGGAGAAUUCCCCAGGUUCAGAAUGUGACGAGCGAUGCACCUCUGUGUCUGGACAUGUCCAGAGAUCUAUGGAUUGAGUUACAUGCGCAGGACACCCAUAAGCAUAUAUGGGAUUUAAGGUACCUGAGUGAACAACGACAAAAGGGGCCACGGUCACAAGUCCUCCACUGUUCUGCCAGAUUCAAUAUGUUUGACCCGCAUGAUGCACAGAUAUGCAGCGAAUUCGCUAGAUACAGUCGCCUGGUGAGCCAUCACCAUUGCACGGAGCUUUUGAAUGAUCCGAAUAUAAGUGAGAUAAUUCAAGGGCGGAAUGUCUACCGGACGUUUGCUGAGAUUGUAGACUAUUCUGAGCCAUAUCGUGGAGUGCAAAAGCUCGUUGGAAGUGAUAAUGAGUCAGCAGGUAGAGUAGUAAAGAGGUACACCGGACAGACAUGGGCGGAUACAUGUCUGUGUGACUCGUUUAGCCAGGUUGGUGGCUUUUGGGUCAAUUGCAUGACGGAUCGGUCACCCUCCGAUAUGUACCUGGCCAGUGGCAUGGAGAGAUGGAUGCGCUCGCCAAUAUAUGCUGACCCUGCUACCCCUCGACCGGACACAUGGGAUAUAUUAGCAAGACACGAGCAAAAAGAUGACUAUUAUACUAGUGAUAUCUUCGUGUUUGAUCCGACAACGGGACAGCUUAUCGAGAUCUUUCUAGGGAUGAAAUAUACGAAAGUGAAGAAGGCAACAUUUUCCAAGAUUAUCGGCGAAUUUAUGCCACGAUGUGCGACACGUUCAUCUGAUGGUGGAAAGCCUCAGCUUGCAGUGUCGCACCCAGCUGUACCGGCCCCAGGAGAUGCUGGAGCCAAGUCCAAGCUUAGCCAGCAGAGUUCGAGGAUUAACCUUACAGCCCGGGUCAAGGCAGUUGUAGCUAAUUUCUGUGCCAUGGACCCUAACGAGAUCACGGAGGACGGUAACAUGGCAGACGCCGGAGUGGACUCGCUCAUGGCGAUGGAACUCGCUCGUGAGAUGGAGGAGGCCUUUCAGUGUACGUUACCUGCCGCAAAUUUGAUGGAGGCAGAUACAUUCCGAGACUUGGUCGAUUGCGUCAAGGCUGCCGUGGGAGAGUGUGACAAUGACGAACAGGAUAAUUCCAACUGGAGUCUAGAGGAUACAAGCUCCAAAGACAGUAGUCCUGAUAGGGACUUCAACACUCCUAACACGGAGCCAGGCACCAGUGUUGCAUCGGAUACUCCAGAUCUAGAGCUACCCUUGCGAAGUGUAUUAGAGGCAUUUGGAGAGACCAAGGCGCUCACCGACCGUUUCCUUGAGGAGAAUAAGUGCAGCGGCCGUAUACAGAUAUUUGCGCCGCUGCAGAUUGAGCUGUGUAUUACGUUAACAUUAGAAGCAUUUGAGCAACUUGGUUGUCACAUCCGCACUGCAUCGCGUGGCCAGUGCCUCGACCGAAUACCGUUCGACCCGCAGCAUCAAGAACUAGUCGACUACCUUUACAAGAGACUUGAAGAAGCAGAACUUGUUCACCUAGACGGCAACACUGUCAUCCGCACAGCCAUACCAGCCCCCAACAAAUCUAGCCUUUCUAUUCUGGAAGAAAUCAAGUGCUCGUAUCCCGAGUAUGCUGGCGCCAGCAAAUUAGCUCAUUUCACGGGCAGUAAGCUGGCUUCUGUGUUGUGCGGUGAACAAGACGGCCUUCAGUUGAUCUUUGGCACCAAGGAGGGUCAGGAACUAGUAUCAUGGAUGUAUGGUGACGAGCCCCACAAUAUUGUGGGAUAUCUGCAAAUGAUAGACUUCAUAAAACGGCUGAUAAAGAAAGUUCCAGUAGCAGGAGCAGAGGUGGGACCUCUCAGAAUUCUAGAGAUGGGAGCAGGUACGGGAGGUGGUACGAAAUGGUUUCUUCCCGUUUUAGCAAAGCUUGACAUUUCGGUCGAGUACACUUUCACCGACAUCUCAACAGCCUUUAUUGCACAAGCCAGACGACGCUUCAAGGAGCAUUCAUUUGUGCGAUAUCGUGUUCAUGAUAUUGAGAAGCCCCCUGCCGAUGACCUCAUCGGCACGCAGCAUAUCAUCAUAGCCAGCAACGCUGUUCACGCUACAUCCAACCUGCAGGAGUCCACGCGAAACAUGCGGGCGGCUUUACGGCCAGACGGAGUCGUUCUGAUGUUGGAGAUGACGCGACCAGCCUUCGCAAUUGAUAUUGUCUUUGGGCUCUUCCGCGGUUGGUGGGUGUUCAAUGACGGUCGCAACCAUGCCAUUACCAACGAACAGCGCUGGGAGGCCGAUAUGCACACGGUAGGCUACGGGCAUGUGGAUUGGACAGAUGGCCAUUCACCAGAGGUAAGCGUGCAGAGGGUCAUCUUCGCCACAGCAACUGGGACGCAAAGUCAACGCUUGCCGCUCGGCAGCCCUAUAGAGAGGGUGCACCCAGAAAGCCAGGCUGAUAACAACGCACGAAACAAAGUAAUUACCGAGUAUAUCCGACGGAGUAUUGAGGAUUUCACUCCGCCCACAGCUUCACGCAGCGGCUUUGAGUCAGAUGGGCAGGUGGUACUAUUGACUGGUGCAACCGGUAGCCUGGGUUGCCAUAUUAUGGCACAUCUUGCCCGACAACAGUCUGUAAGCACAAUAUUCUGUCUGAACCGAACUAAAGGCAAUGACGAGCCAUUACAAAGACAGACAUCCGAACUGAAAAAGCGGGGGAUCUGCUUAGCCGCUCAUGAACUGAGUAAGGUCAAAGUACUGGGGGCAACCACCUAUCACAGCAACUUAGGACUUUCGUCAGAGCAAUAUGACACUCUCAAGACUACUGUGACCCAUAUUAUCCACAAUGCUUGGCCAAUGAAUGGGGCCUCAGACGUAUCAGGCUUUGAGAGGCAAUUCCAAGUGAUGCGUCACCUAGUUGAUCUCGCGAACGACAUUGCAUGCCAUUGUCGAAAGGACUCGGGAGUUAGGUUUCAGUUUGUUUCCUCUAUUGCGACUGUUGGACAUUACCCCUCUAUCACCAGUCAGAGUAAUGUCCCAGAACAAUCAACAAACAUCGAGUUUGUAUUACCCAAUGGAUACAGUGAGGCAAAGUUUAUCUGCGAGCGGAUUCUUGAAGAGACUCUUCAGCGAUAUCCCAAUCGCUUCCAAGCUAUGAUAGUCCGCCCAGGCCAGAUUGUUGGGUGUUCCAGCAGUGGGUGCUGGAAAAUAGCAGAGCACUUCCCAGCCAUAGUCAAGUCGGCACAGACACUCAAGCUACUUCCAGACCUGCAAGGAGCACUCUCAUGGACACCUGUGAACGAGAUCGCCGCCAGUCUGGUGGAGCUUCUGGUCACCGAAAAUACACCCUUCCCGGUGUAUCACUUGGAUAACCCCGUUCGCCAACGGUGGCAUAAUAUGAUAGCCCUUUUGGCCAGUGAGCUUGGUAUUCCCACUAGUAGCAUUGUCCCGUUCUCUGAAUGGAUCCAACGAGUCCGCACGUAUCCGGGAUCAGCAGAAGAUAAUCCAGCACGUCUGAUGGCCGACUGGUUAGAAGAAAACUUCGAACGUAUGUCAUGUGGCGGGGUUUUGUUGGAAACGACAAGAGCGAAGGAGCAUUCCUCGACUCUGGCGAGGGUCGGGCCAGUCAGUGACGAGACCGCUCGGCGGUAUUUGCAUAAUUGGAAGCAGUGCGGAUUCCUGCACUAG